Sitophilus oryzae (rice weevil) is the source of this 1386-nucleotide messenger RNA. Its product is annotated as glyoxylate reductase/hydroxypyruvate reductase. Gene Ontology annotation, cellular component: cytosol. Gene Ontology annotation, molecular function: hydroxypyruvate reductase [NAD(P)H] activity; glyoxylate reductase (NADPH) activity; hydroxypyruvate reductase (NADH) activity. The record is from RefSeq and is a predicted model, not a curated record. Bases 150 to 1208 code for a protein of 352 amino acids. The transcript has 2 exons. Lineage: Eukaryota; Metazoa; Arthropoda; Insecta; Coleoptera; Curculionidae.
GGCGCUGUUUUGAGUAUUAUCAGCUAUUGACCUCUAUUAUUUCUGUCUAUAAAAACCAACUAAAUCACUAUAACAUAUUUUUUUAAUUUCAAUUUUAGUCAAAUACCUUUGUUAUGUGGAUUUUUUAAAGCCGCAAACGCCAAUCGGUCAUGCAGAUACUAGGCAUCAGUAAAUCGUGCCUGAAGAAGUUGAUUGUAUUUGGUGUUAAAACACCUCAUAAAUUUUAUUCCAAAACAAUGGCCAAGCCCUCAGUUUAUCUUACUCGACGAAUAAAUCAAGAGGCGUUGGAUGUUCUACAACAAACGUGUGACGUAUCGAUUUGGCCAGAACCGGACCCAGUCCCUAGACAAGAGCUCCUGAAAAACAUUAAAGGAAAAUCAGGCUUAUUUUGCAUGUUAACAGAUAGAAUUGAUUCAGAAAUAUUAGAUGCUGCUGGCAGUAAUCUUAAAAUUGUCGCAACAAUGUCCGUGGGUUACGAUCAUCUUGAUGUAAAUGAAAUAAAGCGUCGCGGUAUAAAAAUGGCCUAUACACCAGACAUUUUAACAGAUGCCACAGCGGAAUUGGCUGUUGCAUUAUUGUUAGCUACUAGUCGAAGAUUAUUGGAAGCUAACGAGGAAGCAAAGUCUGGAGGCUGGAAAGCUUGGUCGCCAUUUUGGAUGUGCGGUCCUGGUUUGAAGAAUUCCACUGUUGGUAUAGUUGGAUUUGGAAGAAUAGGCCAGGAAAUUGCUAAGAGAUUAAAGUCUUUUGGACCAAGCAAAAUUAUUUAUUAUAAUAGAUCUGAAAAAGCCAAAGAAGCUGCUGAUAUCGGUGCGAUAAGAGUUAGUUUUGAUGAGCUCUUGUCUCAGAGUGAUUUUAUAAGCGUAAGCUGUGCUUUGACGCCGGAAACUAAAGAAAUGUUUAAUGAACAGGCUUUCAAAAAGAUGAAGAAAUCUGCUGUGUUUGUUAAUACUAGUAGAGGAGGAGUUGUAGAUCAAGACGCGUUAGUUACAGCGCUGCAAAAUAAAAUUAUUUGGGGUGCUGGCUUAGAUGUAAUGACUCCUGAGCCUCUGCCUUUGGAUAAUCCUUUAUUUAAAUUGAAGAAUUGCGUUAUUUUGCCGCACAUCGGAAGUGCCGCAUUGGAAACAAGGAAUAAUAUGGCUAUUUUAACAGCCAAAAAUAUUGUAGCUGCACUGAAAAACGAACCUGUUCUUACAGAGUUAAAUGUUUGAUUUACUUUAAUUUUUAUACCUAUAUAUAAAUAAAAAAUAAUAAUUUAGUAAUAUAUAAAUAACGGUUUAACAGUAUAUGGGAAAUAUAGUAUUUGUUAACAUGAUAAUACAGUAGGUUUAGUAAGAAAUUAAACCAUUAUAAUUUUAAAUAAAAUAUAUAACCAAGGAUAUAACUUAA